Molecule: messenger RNA, 708 nt
Organism: Gryllus bimaculatus (two-spotted cricket)
Lineage: Eukaryota; Metazoa; Arthropoda; Insecta; Orthoptera; Gryllidae
Source: the annotation of a GenBank genome assembly
AUGCAAAACGCAGAUAAGGCUGCGGCCGAGCAAUUCCGGAGCGACCGCGCCGCCGCCGCCGCCCCGAGCGCCGGCAAAUCCCCGCCCGCCGGCGCGCGCGAGUCCCACACACAAGGAUCGAGGGCGGGAGAGGCGCAGGGCGAGGGGGCCGAGACCGCGGGACAACAAAAUGGACGGGGGGGGGCGUGGCAGAUGGUAGAGAACGAGAGGUUGACGGCCAGAAUAAGGGAAAGGCGGGACAUGUUCGGAGAGGAUUGUGUAACGUGUGAGGGAGGAGGUGUGGUGUUACGAAAAAGAUUUGUGCAAAAGAGGAUAGGUGUGUGGGUAGUGAGAUAUAGUUGUGGGGGGAUGUGUUUGGGGAGAGAGGUGGGUUUAGUGAAAAGGGUAGCGUUAGAGGUGAUGUGGAAAGAGAGGAGGAAAGAGGGAGAGGUAGGUGGGAAAGACGGGAGAAGAGAAAUUAGGAUGGGGGAAGGGGAGGAAGAGGGAGAGGACAAUAAGUUGAUAGAGGCGAGGAGAGCUAGUUGCAAGUGCGGGCGCGGCCAUAGCGUGGAUGACGAAGAGGGCGAGGACAAAGCCAGGACGGUAACAGUGUGUUCCCUGCUGCCCGAGAACGCUCGGAAGAAACUCACUGCUACAGGAGAGUUAGACAUAGACGGCCGUUUACCUCCACUUGUGAAGUCGGUCUGGGGGCGCAGUGCAUUACACUAA